Fusarium verticillioides 7600 is the source of this 1425-nucleotide messenger RNA. RefSeq lists its product as hypothetical. Bases 1 to 1425 code for a protein of 474 amino acids. The transcript has 6 exons. The record is from RefSeq and is a predicted model, not a curated record. NCBI's taxonomy places the organism in Eukaryota, Fungi, Ascomycota, Sordariomycetes, Hypocreales, Nectriaceae.
AUGAGGAAAGGCACACCCGCCUACAGGACCAAUGCGACCUUUGCCUUUUCGAUAUGGCACCAGGUGACCUGGCCAUUGCCUCAUUACACCCAUGAUAACCUCCUCAACGUUGGAAGACAAGAGCCUCGUAUCAGUGAGCCCGUCGAUUGCCGAAUCGUUGGGAAUGCCGCAGCUGGCUUUACUGCCCCCAACCCUCCCCAAGAUACCAGGUCCAAGUCUCCUGACAGUGAACUUUGGGCUUACUUGGGUAUCAAAGAUCUUGCAGAGAGAAUUUCAUCUGCAGCUGGCCAAGAUGACCUGUCUUGUAUGCUUGACAAAGUCGAGUCUUGGACUAGGGGCGCGGGUGCACCGGUGAUGAGCGACAGUUUUGCUGGGGUUUGGUGUAUGCGGGUCACGAUAGAUCGCCGCAGUAUACGCAACAUUGAAAGAAUCGCUGGUAUCCCUUCUUACGAAAAUUGGCGGAGUGAAAGCCUUGCCUUUGCUCUGAUACCCCCAGAUCAAGCAAUGAAGAGUGUGUGUGAUUUCAGGCUUGGGGCAGCUCGUCUUGAUCUUUGGGUGGCAGCAGCUAAGAUACAAUUCUUCACCGCGAGUGGUAAAUCGAUGUUAUGCAAUGUGCGUCUGCGCACACUGGACUUGCGCAGCACCAGGGGCCUCACCUUCUUCUACAUUGGGUCUUCUCUACGGGCUACUCAUUCUCACACGUCUCGCUUCCCCACUGCGUUGACGACAUACGCGCGUUUGUCUGAACUCGAUCGAAGGGAUGUGGUUUGGGCACAUGUCCCCAUCGCACCCAAUGAUCGGAUUAUCGGAUUAGGUAUACGGACAAGUGGCAUGGAAGAUGAUUUCACUUCACCUUCUGUUCUGAUUCGUACUGAACUUGCAGGUGAUACUGUCAUCAGCCCUCAGCCCAGGCCUGUUUCCCGUGACUUGGCUCUCGUCCUCAUUAAGGAUUAUAGCUGUGGCAUUAUACCAGAGUCUCUCGCAUAUGGUUUACCUCCUACUGACGGUGAACACAUGCUUGUCGCGGUGGCAGCAAGGUCAACUAAACCUAACGCAAAAUCAACACGUCUAUUCCCUCGCACAACAUCAUCAACAAUAACCCACAGCUGCAGCUGUGUUCUUCUCCGAACCCAGAUACCUCUCCAAGGGACCACCCGGAUUGAUGUAUUCACUUGCAAAGCCACUGAUCUAUGCAGAGGAAUGCUAUUUGGGUACGAGGAUGGGGCCCAGAGGGCUGUUGGUCAAUGCCGGUUGGGAAUUGACAACGUAACAACCUACAUCAACCCCACGAGGAUUUGUUACAGUGAUGCGAUGUGGCCUCAUUGCUGUGCUGGCGAUGAUAAUUGUUCGAACGAAGAUAUAAUGAACGAGGAAAUUGAACAUUGCGAGGAGAUAGAAUGCAGCACAUCAAGGUUCCAGGGUUGA